Messenger RNA from Actinia tenebrosa (Australian red waratah sea anemone), 1806 nucleotides. RefSeq names its product U1 small nuclear ribonucleoprotein 70 kDa. The record is from RefSeq and is a predicted model, not a curated record. Gene Ontology annotation, cellular component: U1 snRNP; U2-type prespliceosome; precatalytic spliceosome. Gene Ontology annotation, molecular function: mRNA binding; U1 snRNA binding. Gene Ontology annotation, biological process: mRNA splicing, via spliceosome. Lineage: Eukaryota; Metazoa; Cnidaria; Anthozoa; Actiniaria; Actiniidae.
CCGCACGAGUUCGCCAUCUUGAAGAAUCAAAGAAGAUGGCGUCGCGUCCUUUUUAAUAGAUUUUUACCCUUUUUUCAAAGCCUUUUUGAAUUUUAAGAGUAAAAUAACAUGACUCAAUAUCUCCCUUCGAAUCUUCUUGCUUUAUUUGCGCCAAGGGAUCCUCUUCCUUUCCUUCCUCCGCUUGAUAAGCCAACGUGGUUGAAGAAAAAACCCUGGCUUUAUCAAGGAGUUUCUUCGUAUUUACACGUGUUCGAGGAUCCUAAGGAUACUCCACCUCCAACUAGAGCUGAAACAAGAGAGGAAAAAAUCUUAAGAAAGAGAAGGGAAAAAGAAGAACGAGUUAGGAGCGAUAUUGAAGAAAACAUUAAAGAAUAUAAUCCUCAACUUGAUCCCAAUGCUGAUGGUGAUGCAUUUAGAACACUGUUUGUCGGCAGAAUUAAUUAUGAUACCUCAGAAUCCAAGCUACGAAGGGAAAUGGAAAUAUAUGGACCAAUAAACAACAUCACGAUGGUAAUUGACAAGAAGACAUCUAAACCCAGAGGGUAUGCCUUCAUUGAAUAUGAACAUGAACGAGACAUGCACGCGGCUUACAAACAUGCUGAUGGAAAAAAGAUCGACGGCAGAAGGGUUGUAGUUGAUGUAGAGCGAGGACGGACUGUAAARACAUGGAGGCCAAGGAGAUUAGGUGGUGGUCUGGGUGGAACCAGAGUGGGAGGACCUGAUCAAAAUGUCAAACACUCAGGACGUGUGGAUAGCACUGAGAACUAUGAUGAUAGCAAGGAUCGUGAUAGAGAACGUGAAAGAGGUGAUAGAGACCGCAGUCGUGAUCGUGAAAGACGUGAACGUCGUGAGCGUGACCGUGGCGAGCGUGACCGGGGCGACCGUGAUCGCGGCGAUCGUGAUAGAGACCGAGAUCGUGACAGACGAGAACGAGAUAGAUAUAAGGAGCGUGACAGAGAGGGCAAAGAUAAACGUAAACGCAGUAGAUCACGUGACAGGGACCGGGAUCGUGAACGAGAAAAGAGGCGGCGUGAUCGUGACCGAGGAGAACGUGACCGAGGAGAGCGUGACCGAGGAGAGCGUGAUCGUGGAGAGCGUGACCGUGGAGAUCGUGAUCGUGGAGACCGUGAUCGUGAAGAGCGUGAUAACGAGCGUGACAAUGAUCGCGAUUAUGAUCGCAAUGAUGACCGUAUGAGGGAUGAGCCCGAAGAGUACGGACAGUACGCUAACAACAACUCGGUGCAUAAUAACGCUGACUUGGAGAUGGUGGACUGAAAUCUAGUAACGUGACUUUUUUUUAACAUUUAAACUAACAAUGCGACCCAACGGACCUUAAAUAACUAUUGUAACGUAAUGGUUAUCACGUGAUUAACGGCAUCACGUGAUAACUACAUUAGUCGACGACUUGGCCAAAGUUACUUAACUUGAUGGGGACAAUAAUUUGUGGAACUUCAAGUAGAGUGUAAACCAUACAUCCGUGAAAAAGUUAAAUACUAUCAAAAUGGUACAAAUUAGUGCAAAACUUUGUAGGUCUACAGUCUACUGAGGUCACUGAACUUACUAAUUUGUGCCAUUUCUUACGAUGGCUCUCGCGGAUAUAUGCUAUGCACUCUUUUGUAAUACUGAAACCUAUUCACUGUUUGUCACGACGUGAUCUGAUAUCUCAUUGACAGCCUUAAACUGUAUUCUUUUACUCACUUUAGUUCGGUACACCAAUAUUUUUGUCAUCUCAUCUCAUCUCAUCCCACCACAUAUUCAUUUAUAUACAUUGAAAUAAUCUUAAAUGAAGCUAUCGUGUAGAUGUAA